Chaetomium globosum CBS 148.51 is the source of this 3141-nucleotide messenger RNA. RefSeq lists its product as uncharacterized. The coding region runs from base 1 to 3141 and encodes 1046 amino acids. Gene Ontology annotation, molecular function: Glc3Man9GlcNAc2 oligosaccharide glucosidase activity. Gene Ontology annotation, cellular component: endoplasmic reticulum membrane. Gene Ontology annotation, biological process: protein N-linked glycosylation; oligosaccharide metabolic process. NCBI's taxonomy places the organism in Eukaryota, Fungi, Ascomycota, Sordariomycetes, Sordariales, Chaetomiaceae. The record is from RefSeq and is a predicted model, not a curated record. The transcript has 8 exons.
AUGCCCGUUUUCGAUAGCCACGAGUACCUCACCGAGGAGGAGCGGAGGCUUAAGGAGGAUCGCGAACGUACCAAGUACUGGAAAAAAUGGGGUUCCUACGUCGCCGAGAGGCAGUGGGCGACGGUGCGAGAGGACUACAGCGAGGACGGCGAUGCUUGGAGUCACUUCACCCACGACCACGCACGCUCGCGCGCAUACAGAUGGGGUGAGGAUGGCAUUGCUGGUGUUUGCGAUACCCAUGGUUACCAAAACAUCGCCUUCGCUUUCUGGAACGAGAAAGACCCCUUCCUCAAGGAACGGUUAUUCGGGUUGUCCAACCCCCAGGGAAACCACGGCGAGAGCAUCAAGGAGGCCCACUUCCAUCUGGACAACACACCUCAUUCAUAUAUGAAGUACCUGUACAAAUACCCGCAAAAAGCCUUCCCCUACGAGGAUCUUCUCAAGGAGAAUGCGAAGCGAGGUAAGGAGGACAAGGAGUAUCAAAUCCUCGACACUGGCGUCUUUGACGAGGACCGCUAUUGGGACAUCUUCAUCGAGACCGCCAAGGAAGAUGACAACCCGGAUGAGCUCCUUUUCCGCGUCACUGCCUGGAACAGAGGCCCCGACCGUGCCCCGCUUCACAUUGUCCCCCAUGUGUGGUUCCGCAACACUUGGUCUUGGGGCCGCGAGGCUGCGGACAAGCGGCCAUCAAUGGGUGUCCAUGACGAGAACUUGAUCAAGUCAAAGCACCACCAUCUAGGAGACCGCUAUGUCCUUCUGUCUCCGUCCCCCGGCGUCGGCUCUAGCGGAGAGGAUGUCCAGCCGGAAUUAAUAUUUACCGAGAACGAGACCAACUACGAACUCCUUUACGAAGGGAAGAACGAGUCACAAUACGUCAAGGAUGGCUUUCACCGUCAUAUCGUUGAUCGUGAGAAGGGUGUCAUAAACCCGGAUCAGGUUGGAACUAAGGCAGCUGCGUGGUUCACUUUCAACGAAGACGGCGGCGUUAACCCCGGCGAGUGCGCAGUUGUUCGUUUCCGGUUUUCCAAAAGAGCUGAGACAUAUCUCGAUGAAGAGGAGUUUGACGAGAUUAUCGAGAGGAAACGAGAGGAAGCCGACGACUUCUACUAUCACAUCAGCCCCUUGCCCAUGGCUGACGACCUCCGCAAUAUCCAAAGACAGGCUUUUGCCGGCAUGAUGUGGUGCAAGCAACACUAUCUCUUCAUCUGGGACGAGUGGGCGACCGGCGACCCCAGUCAGCCACCGCCACCACCGGGUCGAAAGGGGCUACGGAACUCUGCCUGGAAGCACUUGCACUGCGAUGACAUCUUAUCGAUGCCGGACUCCUGGGAAUACCCCUUUUUUGCCGCCUGGGAUACCAGUUUCCACUGCAUCACUUUAGCCAUGAUGGAUCCCGAGUUCGCUAAGAAACAACUCGAUCUCUUCACUCGCGAAUGGUACUGCCAUCCCAAUGGACAGCUUCCUGCAUAUGAGUGGAACUUUGGCGACGUUAACCCUCCCGUUCACGCCUGGGCGACCUUUCGCGUCUUCAAGAUCGAGCGCAAGCUCUACGGAAGACAGGACCUCGACUUCCUGGAGAGGGUGUUCCAAAAACUGCUCCUCAAUUUUACCUGGUGGGUAAACCGGAAAGACGUCGAGGGCAAAAACGUGUUCGAGGGCGGUUUCCUCGGACUGGACAACAUUGGCUUGUUCAACCGCUCAGAACCAUUGCCAACCGGUGGCACAUUAGAGCAGGCUGACAGCACUGGCUGGAUGGCUUUCUACUGCCUCAACAUGCUCAACAUUGCGCUUGAGCUCGCCAAGCACCGGCGGAUUUACGAAGACAUUGCUACCAAGUUCUUCGAGCACUUUAUCCUCAUUAGCGAUGCAAUGACUUUCAGGAUGGGUCAGAAGGACGAGCAGUCGCUUUGGAACGAGCAAGAUGGGUUCUACUACGAUGCUAUCUCGUGGGGCGGCCCCUGGAUUCAGCAGAUGCCCGUCCGAUCGCUAGUCGGCCUGAUUCCGCUUUAUGCAACCCUCACUCUGGAGCCGGAACUGAUUAACAAGCUCCCGACCUUUAAGAAGCGGGUCGAGUGGUUCAUCAACAACCGCAACGAUGUGGCGGAACGAACAAUGCAUAGCAUCCGUACCCGUGGCAAGGGCGACAGGAUUCUUCUGUCGCUGGUGAGCAAGGACCGGCUUACCAAGAUCCUUGAACGCAUGCUGGAUGAGGACGAGUUUUUCAGCCCUCAUGGUAUCCGCUCCUUGUCAAAGUACCACAAAGAGCACCCGUAUUCCAUGGAGGUCAACGGGCAGGUCUUCAAGGUAGGCUACGUCCCCGGCGACUCGGACAGCGGCCUUUUCGGCGGCAACAGCAACUGGCGAGGACCGAUUUGGCUGUGUGUCAACUUCCUUUUGGUCGAGUCGCUGCAGCGCUUUUACCUCUACUUUGGGCAAAACCUUCAAGUUGAGUGCCCUGUGGGCUCGGGCGACUACAUGCAUCUUGGGCACGUUUCAGAGGAGAUCCAGCAUCGGCUGCAGCAUCUCUUUGCCCGCGACAACGACGGUCGCCGUAGCAUCAACGCCGGCAACGACACGCUCGACUUCGACCCCAACUGGAAGGACUACCUCUGGUUCUACGAGUUCUUCGAUGGCGAUAGCGGCCGUGGCCUGGGCGCAACCCACCAGUGCGGCUGGACCGGCCUCAUCGCGCGCAUGAUUCAUGACACUGGCGUAAACUGCCGCCUCCCGCAGACCCCACGCACCCCGCGCGCCGGCAUGUCGCACUACUUCGACGACGUGCUCCACCGCGGCAACGGCACGCAGACGCCCAACGCGCUGCUCUCGCCCGCCGCCCCGCGCCUGCGCCGCAGCUCCACAAACCGCUCGCUCGCCGCCCGCAGCGACUACAGCGACGCCACCAACGGGUACGAGGAUGAAGAAGGCGGCGGCCCCGGCGCCCAGACCCCCGGCGCCCGCAGCGCCAGGCGCGGCUCCGUCAACCCGGCCCUCCUAGCCGACCCGGAGAGGGUCAAGGCCCGCGCCGAGGCCGAUGCUCACCUGCAUUCGUAUAUCAGCCAGCAGCUGGAGCGGGUGCAGCUGGAGAGGGGGGAUAAGUAUGAGAAUUUGGAGGGGGAUGAGUUUGUGGCGAAGGCUUCGUAG